Messenger RNA from Plectropomus leopardus (leopard coralgrouper), 3447 nucleotides. It is a transcript of the gene gucy2d, whose product is annotated as guanylate cyclase 2D, retinal. The record is from RefSeq and is a predicted model, not a curated record. Gene Ontology annotation, molecular function: peptide receptor activity; ATP binding; guanylate cyclase activity. Lineage: Eukaryota; Metazoa; Chordata; Actinopteri; Perciformes; Serranidae. Gene Ontology annotation, cellular component: plasma membrane. Gene Ontology annotation, biological process: cGMP biosynthetic process; intracellular signal transduction; protein phosphorylation.
AUGGCAAGCCACAGAGACCCUCGUUUUCUGCACAACCUGUCCUACCACCCGCGAUGGCAGCACGACUCAAUAAAAGUGAAGAGAAAAGGACACGUGCGGACAGUGGCUGCAAACAGUUGCAGUCCACAUAGUCUGUGUAAAUCAUCAUCAUCAUCAUCAUCAAAACCACACUUGCCAUCAGCCCCUUUGCAACACUCCAGGAGCUGUAGGAACUGGUUUCUUCUGCCCUUACUCAUGCUCUCAUUUCUGCCCUGUCAAGCCUGGUCAGCCACUUUCAAGGUGGCCCUGAUUGGACCCUGGACAUGUGACCUAUUAUACUCCAAAUCCCUCCCCGACUUGGCAGCCCGCCUCGCCACCGCCCGCAUAAACAAAAACCCCUACCUCAACAAAGGCUACUGGUAUGACUACACGCUGAUCAAUGAGGACUGCAAGUCAUCCCGUGCCCUAGCCCGCUUUGCCGAGCUUGAAGGUUAUGGUGCUGCUUUCCUGGGUCCCGCAAACCCAGGCUACUGCUCCUCAGCUGCUUUGUAUGCAAAAGAGUGGGAUGCUGGGCUUCUUUCCUGGGGUUGCCUCAAACCCAACAUGGAUAAAGGAGGGAUGUAUUCCACCUUUCUGCGGCCGCUGCCACUGUCCUCCCGUGUACUUUUUGCUGUGUUGCGGUACUUUAGUUGGGCCCAUGUGGCAAUAAUUUCAGAGGAGACGGAUGUGUGGGAAUCCACAGGACAGGAGCUGGCCUCAUCAUUGAGGGCCCUCGGCCUGCCUGUUAACCCCGUGGUCACUAUGGAGUCAGACAAGAGUGGGCCUUACAGAGCCCUGACAAAAGUGCGGGAAGCAGACCGGGUCAGAGUGGUCAUUAUGUGCAUGCCUUCUGUCCUGGUUGGUGGCGAAGCCCAGUACCAGCUCCUGACAACAGCCUUGGCCAUGCGUAUGAUUGACCGUGGCUAUGUAUUUAUCCCCUACGACACCCUCCUCUAUGCACUACCCUACAAGGAUGCACACUACUACAGGCUAGGCAAUGACACCAAGCUGCGGAAAGCAUUUGAUGGAGUCCUUACCAUCACUAUGGACUCUGGAGAACGCAAUUUCUAUGAGGCCUUCAGAGACGCUCAAGACAGCUAUGAAAUCCGCAGCAGCACCCCUCCAGAGCAGGUUUCUCCAUUCUUUGGCACCAUCUACAACAUGAUAUACUACACAGCCAUGGCUGCUGAGCAGGCCCGUUCAGAGGCUGGAGGCCGCUGGGUAACCGGCCAAAUCCUGGGUAACAGCAAGGGUGGCUUUGAAUUUGAAGGCUUCAAUCAGCCCCUGAUAGCCGGCAGGAACGGGGAAGGCAUGCAAGCUCGCUACGUAGUGCUGGACUACAGUGGCAUGGGUAGCUCUCUCUACUCCACUCACAUUCUGGAAGCCCCUCAUACAUAUGGCGGGAUCGGGAGCUUGAAAUACCUCGGACGUUCGAUCCAUUUUGCAGGCAGCACGCCCUACACUGACUCAGGCUGCUGGUUUAGCCCGUACUUUGCCUGCAGUGGAGGUCUGGAUACAGUCACUCUCCUCUUUAUGUUCCUUCUGUUUGCUGCAUUCAUGGGAUUUGGAGUUUACCUCUUACUUAAUUUCAAGAGAAUGGGCAAGGUGGGGUUCAGCUUUGGAGGUGGUGGCAGUGGAUCAACGAAGGUAGUCCUGACCCUGGACGACCUGGUCUUUAUCAACACACAAGUCAGCAAAAGGAAACUCAAUGAUGAAAGUAUCCUGAAAAGCCAGCUGGAUAUGAAGACACCUCACCACUCGGUGUCUGGUCGCAGCUACUUGGCCUCCACACCAGACAGCUCCAAUGUUGCUGUGUUUGAGGGUGACUGGGUUUGGUUAAAGAAAAGCCCUAGUGGAUCUGUAUCAGGUGUCAACAGCAGUACUGAGGAUGUCUUUAUCAAGCUCAGAGACAUGAGGCAUGAGAACCUGAAUCUGUUCCUGGGUCUGUUCUUUGACUCUGGGAUCUUUGGUGUUGUGACCGAGCACUGCACCAGGGGCAGCUUGGAGGACCUGCUUAGUAAUGAAGAUGUGCGUCUUGACUGGAUGUUUAAGUCGUCCCUGCUGAUGGAUCUGAUUCGAGGAAUGAAGUACUUGCACAACCGUGACAUCAUCCAUGGCCGGCUCAAAUCUCGUAACUGUGUGGUGGAUGGGCGCUUUGUGUUGAAGGUGACAGAUUAUGGAUUCAAUGAGAUUUUGAUUACCCAGAGCAUUGACGCUGAUGAGGAAAAGCCAGAGGAUCUGCUUUGGACGGCACCUGAGCUGCUGAGAGACUCCAGUCUGAGGAAGAGGGGCACUUAUUCUGGAGAUGUCUACAGCUUCGCCAUCAUCGGGCAGGAGAUCAUCUCUCGCUCUGCCCCUUUCUGCAUGCUGGAUAUGCCACCCAAGGAGAUCAUCAGCAAAGUCAAAGAGCCUCCUCCAUUGUGUCGGCCUGUCAUAUCGACGGAGGAGGCCCCAUUGGAGGUGAUACAGGUGAUGAAACAGGCAUGGGGUGAAGAGCCGGAGAAGAGGAUGACGUUUGAGGAGGUCUUCAAGCAGUUCAAGAGCAUCACCAAAGGAAAGAAGACUAACAUCAUUGACUCUAUGUUGCGCAUGUUGGAACAGUACUCCUCUAACCUGGAGGAUCUGAUUAGAGAGAGGACGGAGGAGCUGGAGGUGGAGAGGCAGAAGACUGACAAGCUGGUGGCUCAGAUGUUGCCCAAGUCUGUGGCCCAGGCGCUGAAGACAGGCAAGCCCGUCAAACCCGAGCAUUUCGGCGAGUGCACGCUGUACUUCAGUGACAUUGUGGGCUUCACUACCAUCUCAGCUCUCAGCGAGCCCAUCGAGGUGGUCGAUUUACUCAACGACCUCUACACACUCUUUGAUGCUAUCAUCGGACUGCAUGAUGUCUACAAGGUGGAAACUAUCGGAGAUGCCUACAUGGUAGCCUCUGGAGUCCCCAAUAGGAACGGCAACCGUCAUGCAGCUGAAAUGGCCAACAUGUGUCUUGACAUCCUCCACUGCAUUGGGACCUUCAAAAUGAGGCACAUGCCUGAACUGAAGGUCAGGAUCCGAAUUGGCCUGCACAGUGGCCCAGUGGUAGCAGGUGUAGUGGGUCUCACAAUGCCUCGGUACUGUUUGUUUGGAGACACCGUCAACACAGCAUCUCGAAUGGAGUCCACAGGGUUGCCUUACAGAAUCCAUGUCAACCAAAGCACAGUUGAUAUUCUGAACUUCUUGAACCUGGGAUACAAAAUUGCUUGCAGAGGCAUGACAGAGUUAAAGGGAAAAGGGGUAGAGAACACAUAUUGGUUGGUAGGGAAGGAGGAUUUCACCAAGCCGCUGCCAAUUCCUCCAGACCUUCAAGGGGGAAGCAAUCAUGGUAUCGCUUUAGAGGAGAUUCCUCCUGACAGAAGACAAAAAUUCCUGGAUCGACAGAAGAAGAUGGGCUAA